GCCAAUCCUGACGAGCUCGAGGAACUACAAGAACAUCGACCGCAGAGGAUUCAAGAACAUCUGCCACCACUGCGGGAAGACCUUCAAGAAGCCCAGCCAGCUCGUGCGGCACAUACGCAUCCACACAGGUGAGAGGCCGUAUAAGUGUUCUCACUGUGGGAAGGCGUUUAACCAGAAGGUGGUCCUGCAGACACACAUGGGCCGGCACACCGGAGAGAAGCCUCACCUGUGUGUGUUGUGUCCCGCAUCCUUCUCGCAGAAGGGGAACCUGCACUCACACGUGCAGAGGGUCCACUCCCAGGCGUCCGGUGCUCCGCUCUUCCCCUGUCUGGACUGCAGCUGCGUCUAUAAGAAGCUCGGCAGCCUCAACGCUCACAUCAGCAAAAUGCACAUCUCAGUAAUGGAAGUAGAGGAGCCAGCAGCACAGAAGGGGAAUGCCAGGGUUGAUCAGGGUCCCGAGGGGUCAGAGGGCGUGACUGAUGUCAUCCAGCAGCUGCUGGAGCUCUCGGACCAUGUGACCUCAGACAGCGCUCAGGCUCCUCCCCCUGGGCAGGCCAUCGGCACGCCCAUCAACCAGGACAUCCUACAGCAAGCUCUGGAGAACAGUGGACUGACUGAGAUCCCAGUUCAUCCGGACGCUCCCAGCGCAUCAGAGAAGCUCCAGACGGACACACUCGCCCCGACCUCAGCUGGAGACGGACCAGCGCCCUCCAGAAUCCUCAUGACUGACACCGUCCUCAAGAAGGAGAAGAGAAGCAUCAUCAAGAAGCCUCCGCAGAUGCUCGGCACCAUCCGGCAGGAGAACGGGGUCCGGUGGCACGGAUGUCCGUACUGCUCUAAAGAGUUUAAGAAGCCCAGCGAUCUGGUGCGCCACAUACGCAUCCACACACACGAGAAGCCCUACAAGUGCAAGCAGUGCUUCCGAGCCUUCGCGGUCAAGAGCACGCUGACCGCUCACAUGAAGAUCCACAGCGGGGUCAAGGCCUUCGAGUGCCCGUACUGCAUGAAGUGCUUCUCCACGUCCGGGAGCAUGAAGGUCCAUCAGCGCCUGCACACCGGUGUCCGGCCGUUCCCCUGUCCUCACUGCGAGAAGUUCUUCCGCACAUCCGGCCACAGGAAAACCCACAUCAGCUCUCACUUCAAGAGCCUCCACCAGAAGAAGCACAAGUUCCCCCGCAAGCCCCACAGGACCCGAGUGUCCCGGAGCAGCCUUCCUCUGCCGGACAUCCCCCUGCAGGAGCCCAUCCUCAUCACUGACAUGGGACUCCUGCAGAACCAGAGCUCGCGGGCCGCACUGCAGCAGUAUCUGGACAUCGUGGAGAACGAGCGCCCGUAUAAGUGUGGAUUCUGCAGCAAAGCCUACAAGAAGUCGAGUCACCUGAAGCAGCACGUCAGGUCACACACCGGUGAGCGCCCGUAUAAGUGCCUGCAGUGCAGUAAAGGCUUCGCCUCGUCCGGCGUGCUGAAGGCCCACAUCCGCACACACUCGGGCCUCAAGGCCUUCAAGUGCCUGCUGUGCGACACCACCUUCACCACCAGCGGGAGCCUGCGCCGCCACAUGACCACGCACAGCGACAUACGCCCCUACAUGUGUCCCUACUGCCAGAAGACCUUCAAAUCCUCCCCCAACUGCAGGAAGCACAUGAAGACACACAGGUAUGAGCUGGCUCAACAGCUCCAGCAGAGCUCAGAGGACAUGCAGCCGCCUGCAGUGGACCCCGGGACCCAGAGCAUGCUGGAGGCGGUGGCAGACGGCCAGCAGGGGGCGCUGCCCACGGCACUGGGGGAAGAUGCCCUGCAGGAGUCAGAAUCGUUUGUGAGUGCGCAGCACGCUCUCCCCGAACACAUGAGCCAGUUUGAGACGCCGGCGCUGCCCCAGCAGACCUUUGAACAGCCAGCGAUGACACAAGGUUUCACCAUAGCUGAGGGCUUUACCCAGCAGGCUCAUUUCUCUACUGUACAGCAGCUUCAGGACUCAAGCACACUGGAGUCUCAAGCCUUGACCACCAGCUACCACCCUCCCAACCUACUGAACGUGACACACACUGAGACGAGUGGUUUAUUGCAGGAGGCCAGUCAAGGAGAGCUGCAGCUGUCUAUACAGACACAAGACUUCCAGGAUGAGGAGGAAAUCAACAAGAGAGUUUAUCAGUGCAGUAUGUGUGAUAAGAGCUUUAAGAAGUCCAGUCACCUGAAGCAACAUGUGCGUUCUCACACCGGAGAGAAACCGUACCGCUGUAACCUGUGCGGGAGGAGCUUUGUGUCCGCCGGAGUGCUCAAAUCACACCUAAACACACACACAGGAGUGAAGGCUUAUAAGUGUAACGUCUGUGACACGUGUUUCACCACUAACGGCAGUCUGAACCGACACAUGAUCAUCCACCUGAACACCAAGCCCUUCAAGUGCACCGUGUGUGAGGAAAGCUUCCGCACCGUCAUCCUGCGCCGGAAACACACCAAACUCCAUCAUGCUGUGGGUCCCAAAGUUCUGGAGAGUGACGAGGCCGGUGAGGAGGAGGAGGACGGGUCGGAUCGCUCCGGGCCGAAGAGGAACCGCACCGGCAUCAUCACGCUAACAGAAGAGCAGACAGCAGAGCUAGCCAAGAGGGACCCGCGCGACGAGCCCAGUGUCUCAGAGAAGGUUCUGGCCCAGACGGCUGCCGAACGAGACCGCAUCAGUGAGGUUAAAGACAAGUGUGUGGAGCUCAACAUAGAGCCGAAGUUCGCAAACCGCUGCCAGUACUGUCCCAAGAGCUUCAAGAAGCCCAGCGACCUGGUCAGACACAUCCGGAUACACACAGGCGAGAAACCGUACAAGUGUGAUGAGUGUGGGAAGAGUUUCACGGUGAAAUCCACACUGGACUGUCAUGUUAAGACACACUCAGGGCAGAAGCUGUUCAGCUGUCACAUGUGCAACACGUCGUUCUCCACCAAGGGCAGUCUGAAGGUCCACAUGCGUUUGCACACCGGCUCCAAACCCUUCAAGUGCCCGUUCUGUGAGCUGCGCUUCCGCACGUCUGGCCACCGCAAGACCCACAUCCAGGGUCACAUCAGGCCCUCGGACCGCAAGGCCAAGCGGAGCGCCGGCGCCGAGAGACCCCCGCAGGACCAGUGCGCCCCUCAGGCUCAGGAGGCCCAGACUCUACUGCACACCACCAGCUCAGAUCCCAACAUCUACAUCCCAGCGAACCCAGUGCUCACGGGCCAGUAUGAGCCCAGUCUGCUGCAGCAAGGCCUGGUGGGACAAGCCAUACUGCCUGCUACUGUCUCAGCGGGUGGAGAUCUGACGGUCUCUCUGACGGACGGUCUCGCUACUCUCGAAGGGAUUCACCUGGUGUGUCCGAAUGUGCAGAUCUCUGGGAUUGACCCCAGCAACAUCAACAACAUCACUCUGCAGAUCGACCCCAGUAUCCUGCAGCAGACGCUCCACCAGGGCAGUUUGCUGUCUCACUCUCUGACAGGCGACUCGAGUCUGGUGCCGCACGCCACGGCUCACCUCAUGACGGACGGAGACGCCAGUGUUCCUGCCAGUGUGGUGAUCCACCCUCUGACGGGUCUCUCUCUGCAGCCGCCCGCCUCGGCCAUCAGCCUGAGCAGCGACGACACCAGCGGUUCUCAAGUGUCCAGCAGCAGAGCUCCAGAAAUCACUCUGACCAUCAACAACUCCAGUCUGACUCAAGCGUUACAGACCAGUUCAUCAUCCACUGGCACCAGCACAUCUGAGAUCACACUCACUAUAGGAGGUCAGGACCUGUUGCCCCAUCACUGCCCCUCCUCGACCGCGAGCAUCAGCCCUGGGCUCAGACUGGCUCAGAUCACCAGCGAUCAGCUCCUUCCUCAGAGUCCUCCUCCCUCGGCCCUCACCGUCAGUGCUCUGGCUCCCAGCACCUCCCUGUCCUCGCAGAGCCUGGUGAUGUCAUCAGGGGGCGUGGCCAGCGACGGCAGCGUGACUCUGAUGUCAUCAGGGGGCGUGGCCAGCGACGGCAGCGUGACUCUGACUCUGUCCGACACACAGAUCUUGGAUACGGUCUCGCUCAACCUCAGCACACAGAUGCUGGAUCCGCAGCCGGAGGAGAAGGAGGCCGAGCCAAAGCAGAAGCACCAGUGUUUCUACUGCAGUCAGACUCUGCUGACGGCCAACGCUCUCAGGAGACACUGCAGACAGGAGCACGGGAAGGAGCGCUGCCACGUGUGUCGAGUCUGCAGCAAAGCCUUCAAACGGGCCACACACCUCAAGGAGCACGAGUAUGUCCAUAAGAAGGGACCCAAAGUCAGCGCUCAGAAACCCAAAGUCUUCAAAUGCCCCAACUGUGACAAAGCCUUCGCCAAACCCAGUCAGUUAGAGAGACACAACCGCACACACACAGGUGAGCGGCCCUUCAAGUGUCCUCUGUGUGAUAAAGCCUUCAACCAGAAGAGCGCGCUGCAGGUGCACCGGGUCAAGCACACGGGAGAGAAGCCCUACAGGUGUGAGGUCUGCACCAUCAGCUUCACCCAGAAGAGCAACAUGAAGCUGCACAUGAAGAGGUCUCACGGCUAUCUGGCGUCCUGCAGCAAACUCUCCGUGAAGCCACAGGAAGUGGAGGUGGUGUUGGAACACGACUCCGAGUCGGACUCGCAGCCGGCGGCGUCUCAGCAGGGCAAACACACGGAGACGGGUCUGGAUCUGGAGGACGGUGUGCAAGAGUCUUCAGAGGGCUGGCAGUGCCCCAUCCCCACAGUCUUCCCAUGAGCCUCUGCUUCCCCUGACA
Messenger RNA from Rhinichthys klamathensis goyatoka, 4751 nucleotides. RefSeq names its product zinc finger protein 236-like. The record is from RefSeq and is a predicted model, not a curated record. Gene Ontology annotation, biological process: regulation of transcription by RNA polymerase II. The annotation marks the transcript as partial. Gene Ontology annotation, cellular component: nucleus. NCBI's taxonomy places the organism in Eukaryota, Metazoa, Chordata, Actinopteri, Cypriniformes, Leuciscidae. The transcript is spliced from 27 exons. Gene Ontology annotation, molecular function: RNA polymerase II cis-regulatory region sequence-specific DNA binding; DNA-binding transcription factor activity, RNA polymerase II-specific.